Hemisphaericaspora subhashii is the source of this 1017-nucleotide messenger RNA. RefSeq names its product fatty acid elongase (gene FEN1). The coding region runs from base 1 to 1017 and encodes 338 amino acids. Gene Ontology annotation, biological process: fatty acid elongation, monounsaturated fatty acid; very long-chain fatty acid biosynthetic process; fatty acid elongation, saturated fatty acid. Gene Ontology annotation, cellular component: endoplasmic reticulum membrane. Gene Ontology annotation, molecular function: fatty acid elongase activity. Lineage: Eukaryota; Fungi; Ascomycota; Pichiomycetes; Serinales; Debaryomycetaceae. The record is from RefSeq and is a predicted model, not a curated record. The transcript has a single exon.
AUGUUAGCUACUUCCGCAUCAUUUCCAAUUCCAAGUUGGGAUGUUCCAUUUGGUAUUAAAUUAUGGCCAAUUUUUAAUGAUUUAAUAAGUUCUUUAAGUCAUUAUAGUUUUAUUCCAUCUGAAUUUAGUUUCAAUGAGAGUUUACCAUUAGGUACAUUCCCACCAGUUGCUACUGCUAUUAUUACUUAUUAUGUUGUUAUAUUUGGUGGUGAUUAUAUCUUUAAGAAAUUUCAAAUUAAACCAUUAAUCUUAAAUGGAUUAUUUCAAUGUCAUAAUUUAUUCUUAACUACUUUAUCAUUAACUUUAUUGGUACUUAUGGUUGAACAAUUAAUUCCUAUGAUUUAUCAUCAUGGUUUAUAUUAUGCAAUUUGUAAUCAACAAGCUUGGACUCAAGAAUUAGUUUGCUUAUAUUAUUUAAAUUAUUUAACUAAAUUUUGUGAAUUUAUUGAUACUGUUUUCUUAGUGGUUAAACAAAAGAAAUUAACCUUUUUACAUACUUAUCAUCAUGGUGCAACUGCUUUAUUAUGUUAUACUCAAUUAAUUGGUUUAACUCCAAUUUCUUGGGUCCCUAUUGCUUUGAAUUUAGGUGUACAUGUUGUUAUGUAUUGGUAUUAUUUCUUAGCUGCAAGAGGUAUUAGAGUUUGGUGGAAAGAAUGGGUUACUCGUUUUCAAAUUAUUCAAUUUGUAUUGGAUUUAGGAUUUGUUUAUUUUGCAACUUAUCAAAAAAUUGUCUUUAAUUAUUUCCAAGAUUAUUUACAUGUAUUACCUCAUUGUGGUGAUUGUGCGGGUACUAUGUUGGCAGCUUAUUCUGGUUGUGCCAUCUUAUCUUCUUAUUUGGUUUUAUUUAUUGCUUUCUAUAUUGAUGUUUAUAGAAGAAAGGGUUCCAAAAAGGCUAAAAUGGUUAAAUCAGUUAAAGGUGGGGUUGCUGCUCAAGUUAAUGAAUACGUUUAUGUUACUGGUAAUGACAAUAAAUCUCCUUCUCCUCAACCAGAAGGUUUAAGAUCAAGAAAAGCAUAA